Sorghum bicolor (sorghum) is the source of this 1604-nucleotide messenger RNA. RefSeq names its product non-structural maintenance of chromosomes element 4 homolog B. The record is from RefSeq and is a predicted model, not a curated record. Gene Ontology annotation, cellular component: Smc5-Smc6 complex; nucleus. Bases 152 to 1333 code for a protein of 393 amino acids. The transcript is spliced from 7 exons. Gene Ontology annotation, biological process: DNA repair. NCBI's taxonomy places the organism in Eukaryota, Viridiplantae, Streptophyta, Magnoliopsida, Poales, Poaceae.
UCCCUCCGUCGCAUCUCUUCCUUCGGUUGCUUGCGUUGCGCUCACUCCAACAGGCAACAGCAACAGACGUCGCCGACCCCCCGGGCCGCCAAAGCCGACCGAGUCCGCCGAAGAAAAGCUUGCGUCACGCCGCCGGCGCGCUCGCGAGGAAAUGGAGGAUCGUGCGGCGGCCGCCGGCAGCGGCGAGGGCGGGAGGGACCGUGAGGAUGCGCUGUGGAAGGGGCUCGCCCCGCUGUCGAGUCAGAGCAUCGAGGAGAGGAGGGCGCUCCGGUCGGAGUAUGCCGGCGUCAGGGCCAUGAUCCGCGAAGACAGUGCAGAGGUGAAGGGCGACCCUACCCUCGGCCACUUCGACGCCGCCUUGAACAAGAUUGAAAAGCUCCAUGAAAAAGUGCAAAGGCCAAUGGAGCAACUUGCUGAUGCUGAGGCUCUGCUGGACCUCGGCAAUGCUCUGGUUUCUUCUACCAAGUUGGAAAACAGUGAUGGUCCGACUCCAUCAGAAUUUAUCACAGCUCUAAUCAGCAAAUUUGGUGCUAAAGCCUCACCGACUGUUGAUUCUAAUGGAUCGUUCUCCUGGUCAAGCCUUGGUUGCGCGGUAUCAGGACUGUUCAUGCCAGCUGCGGGGUGCCAAACAAUGAAUGGUCCUAUGGGUCUCGGCCUCGCAGUCAAGGAACGAAGGCAGAAUGUUAGAAGACAAUCUCGACACUUGGGUAGUGAGCCUGCAGUGCCUGAUGAAUUGGCACCAGACCGAGAUGAAAGGAAUGACACCGACAAGAGCAUCGCUGUCAUGUUCAACCUCUUAAGGAGUCACAGCAACAGAAAUGUAAAGCUGGAACAUCUCAUCUUAAACCGGCAGUCUUUUGCACAAACCGUCGAGAACAUAUUUGCACUUUCAUUUCUCGUGAAGGACGGAAGAGCAGAGAUAUAUGUGGCUGACAAUGGAGAUCACUUUGUUGCACCAAGGAAUGCUCCUUCAGCUGGAUCCAUAGCCUCGAGGGAAGUGGUCAACAGCCAGUUUGUCUUCAGGUUUGAUACGGAGGACUGGCGGAUAAUGAAAGGCAUGGUCAAUCCAGGGGAGGAACUAAUGCCUCAUAGGAGUAGCUAUCAUGGAGGUGAAUACAAGACGACCACGCAAUCUUGUUCUGCUCCUGAUUGUUCUAAGCUGGCUUCACAUUUCGAGCACCCAGAAGAAGGUGGGUUUGUGAAAGAAGACCCAGAAGAGUUCACAGAAGACGAAGAAGCAAUGAAGCUAGACUUGGUCAAGUGCUGCUCUAGAGAUGGCGGUCUUAAAGAGGAGGAAAAGGCAACAUGUUGCUCGGAGGUUGUUCUGACUUAGUGGCUAGUAAAUGCAAGACGAAGUAGGCACAACAGCAAGUUAACACCAUUUUAGCAGUAGGUUCAGUAGCAAAUUAACACCAUUUUGGAAAAGCUUGACGAACGAAAAGCUCUAGCAAAGCAUGAUUAGGGAGCUUUUGUUUGCACUUGCGUUCCUGCAAGGAGGGGUACACGACGUUUCAGAGUUCAGACUGAAGAACGUGUGGCUGUAAGUAGUUCUAAUGUAAGGACCUUUGAACAUCUGUGCUAAAGGCCCUUUUAUUCGAUAUUAA